AUGGCGACUAUUCAAGGCACCUGGACUCUAUACCGACAAGCUGACUCACUUCAACGCUCCUCUCAAACGCUUUCCACGCUCGGCAGCCGCGCCUNNCUGAUCUUCGGCGGCGAGCUUCAUCCCCGCCAACCUCGCGACAACAAUGUGCACAUUCUCAAUCUCGCGCCUGGUUUCCAGUGCCUCCAGCGGACGANNAAAACCUCUCUACAGGCAUACGAAAACAGCCCCAAUCCUUCACCUGAGGACGUAGCUAGCUGGCCGAUAGCACGUGUGGGCACGGCUAGCACCGUUGUCGAUGGCAAAAUCUACUACUUCUCCGGUCGCGGUGGUGUAGACAUGGCACCGAUUGAUGAGCAAGGCAAGCUCUGGCAAUUCUGCUUCUCUGAUGCUCAUGGUGUUGGUUGGAGUGAGAUCUCGCCUGCCGACAACUCGCAGUCAGUGCCAGAGCCUAGAAGUUACCAUUGCAUGACCUCUGAUGGCAAAACAACUCUCUAUGUACACGCAGGAUGUCCGGCUUCCGGUCGCCUAUCUGAUCUCUGGGCUUUAAAUGUUGAAGAAAGGAAAUGGAGGCAAUUGGCCUCUGCACCAGGUGCCCCCAGAGGAGGCACCUCGAUCACAUUCUCAGAUGGGAAACUAUAUCGCAUGGGCGGUUUCGAUGGUAAACAUGAAUUGGGCGGUGAGAUUGAUAUCUACGAUGUUGCAUCUGACCAAUGGAGCACUCAUACCUUCUCGGCCGAUGGCAACGAAGGUCCUGGUUGCAGAAGCGUAGGCACUCUUCUGGCCAUCAACGUUCGAGGAAGACCAUGCCUGAUUAUAGCAUUCGGAGAGAGUGACCCAAGUGCUUUGGGCCAUGCUGGGGCUGGAAACAUGUUACCUGAUGCUUGGCUCUGGGACAUUGAGACCGAGAAGUGGAGCAAGAUUGUCGCCGACGAGGGCGCAAAGGUGCCGCAACCAAGAGGAUGGUUCGCUGCUGAUGUUGUAAUGCUCGAGGGCAAGGAGGGCAUCAUCGUGCAAGGAGGUCUGGCAGAAGACAACGAGCGCUUAGAUGACGCUUGGGGUUUGAGCUUUUGA
Messenger RNA from Aureobasidium musti, 1071 nucleotides. Lineage: Eukaryota; Fungi; Ascomycota; Dothideomycetes; Dothideales; Saccotheciaceae. The record is from the annotation of a GenBank genome assembly.